Camelina sativa (false flax) is the source of this 516-nucleotide messenger RNA. Its product is annotated as small polypeptide DEVIL 23-like. The record is from RefSeq and is a predicted model, not a curated record. Gene Ontology annotation, biological process: negative regulation of cell population proliferation. Lineage: Eukaryota; Viridiplantae; Streptophyta; Magnoliopsida; Brassicales; Brassicaceae.
CUCUCUCUCUCUCAAACUCUCUCUCUCUUUAACAAACUUAAUUACAACUUAAGCCUCUCUAUUUAUUCCACACCUCUCUGUACUUCUCCCUACUCAUAAACAACAACACAGAGAGAUCUUAACAUUAAAACAAUUAAAAGAGACGACAGCACAUCCAGGGAGGUAGUCAAUGAAGAUGAAGAUGUUGUUAAGAAGAGAUAGAUCGGGUCGGAUAUCGAAGCUCCGGUGCUGGGAUUGGUGUAAAGAGCAGAGAACACGUGCGUACAUAAUCUGGAGGUGUUUGCUUUUCUUGUUACGGUGGGAUGACUAUUGACUAAUGAUCGAACAAGAAUAGCUCGUUAACACACUAUGUACAAAGUCUGAGGGAAAAUCAAUGGAGAGGAUGGAUUCAGAAAUUUUGUUUUUAUCUAAUUCGAGUCGUUAGAAGUAACGUAUGUGUGUAUAUGGGAUUUAUUGAGGUUUGUUUAUGUAGUAGCUAGGCUUUCUACAUAUUAUUAGUGUUAAUUAGUUGCUUUA